This is a messenger RNA of Arachis ipaensis, 1187 nucleotides long. Lineage: Eukaryota; Viridiplantae; Streptophyta; Magnoliopsida; Fabales; Fabaceae. The record is from RefSeq and is a predicted model, not a curated record.
AUGGGUUGUGAGAGUAAAUUAUGGUUAGUAUUUUUGUUGAUGAGUGGUGUAACAAUUGUUGUUGGGGAGCCCCAAGUGGCUUGUCUCUUCAUAUUUGGGGACUCUCUAAGUGACAGUGGAAACAACAACAAGUUAUCCACCGAUUGCAAAGCUAAUUACUUCCCUUAUGGCAUUGAUUUCCCUGAUGGCCCAACUGGAAGAUACACUAAUGGCCUCACUAUUGCUGACUUUAUCACACAACUAUUGGGAUUUGAGCAUCUUAUCCCUCCCUAUGCUAAUUAUGGUGGUUACGAUAUCAAGGAGGGUGUCAAUUAUGCAUCCGGCUCUGCGGGAAUUCGCUAUGAGACCGGAAAACAUUUGUUAACUCAGGGUGAUAAUGUGGAGUUGGAGAAGCAGCUACAAAAUCACAAGGUAAUUAUAUCAGAAAUCACUAAGCAAGUUGGAGGAAGAGUUGAGAAUGUGGAAGAAAGACUAAAAAAAUGCUUAUAUUAUGUGAACGUAGGAAGCAAUGAUUUCAUAAACAAUUAUUUCCUGCCCCAACAUUACCCUUCUAGUGCAAAGUAUUCCCCUGAAGAAUUCGCUGCGGAACUUGUGAAACAAUAUUCGCAGCAUUUAAAGGCAUUGCACCAACUUGGAGCAAGGAAGUUUGUUUUGGUUGGAUUGCACCUUCUAGGGUGCAUUCCACAUGAAAUUAUUACUCAUGGCAAAAACGACUCCCUAUGUGUUGCUGAAGUGAGUAACGCAUCACUUAUGUUUAAUAACAAGCUUGAAGCAUUGUCUCAGCAACUCAACGAACAAUUCUCUGAUUCAAAUUUCAUCUAUGUCAACACUCCUCUUAUCGCAUCUCAUAUCCCUCAAUUAAACCACCCCCGGGGUAAUCAAAUCGUCACGUAUUAUAUUAAGCACUUUAAUUAAUUAAUUAAUUAAUUGAUUUGGAUUAUUUCAGGUCAUGGAGGUAUUUUUAGAUGCUGCAAGGUAGGAUCCAAUGGACAGUGUAAAGAAGAGCAUGAACCGUGUCGGGACAGGAGCCUUCAUGCAUUCUUUGAUGACUUUCAUCCAACUGAGAUUGUCAACCGUUUCUUUGCACGUUAUUCUUAUCACUCUCCUUCUAAAUCCUACACCCUCCCAAUGGAUAUUAGUCAACUGGUUCGAUUGUAAUCUAUUACAAUUAAUUAGAUUAAUUAGUA